UACAUCUUUCUAGUUUACAGAGACGAAAGCGUACCAUUGUUAUUUAAAGAAGACUUUACUAGCAAGGGGGAUGACGGGUCCUCGAAAGUAGCUAAAGAUAAUUGUAUUUAUAUGGACGCAAUGGGUUUUGGGAUGGGAUGUUGCUGUUUGCAACUUACUUUUCAAGCAUGUAACAUAGAAGAAGCAAGAACAUUAUACGAUCAAUUAACACCUUUGUGUCCUAUCAUGUUGGCUUUAACCGCUGCCAGUCCUUUUUAUCGAGGCUACAUAAGUGAUGUUGAUUGUCGAUGGAGUGUCAUAUCUUCGUCAGUAGACUGCAGAACACAAGAAGAACGAGGAUUAAAACCACUUAAAGAAAACAAAUUUAAAAUCAGUAAGUCUAGGUACGAUUCUAUCGAUUCGUACCUUAGCAGACAAGGUGAAAAAUAUAAUGAUGUUCCUUUAACGUAUGACGAUGAGAUAUAUAAACAGCUUUUGGAGAAUGGAAUUGAUCAUUUGCUUGCGCAACAUAUAGCUCAUCUGUUUAUUAGAGAUAGCGUGUCUUUAUUUUCCGAAAAAGUCCAUCAGAACGAUUUAGAAGAUACUGAUCAUUUUGAGAACAUACAAUCUACAAAUUGGCAAACCAUGCGUUUCAAACCACCACCGCCAAACUCGUCUAUUGGUUGGCGUGUAGAAUUCCGUCCAUGUGAAGUUCAGAUCACAGAUUUCGAGAAUGCUGCGAUAGUUUGUUUCACAGUACUAUUAACAAGAGUCAUUCUGAGCUACAAGCUAAAUCUUUUAAUUCCAAUUAGCAAAGUUGAUCAAAAUAUGAUUAGGGCGCAGAAAAGAAAUGCAGUAAAAGUAGAGAAAUUUUGGUUUCGUCAUGAUAUUACUUCCGAUAUAAAAUCUGAUAAUACUCAAUCCGAGUUUACAAUUAAUGAAAUUAUUAAUGGAAAGAAUGGCAUUUUUCCUGGUCUCGUGCCACUUGUAAACUCAUAUUUAGCUAACAUGAAUGUAGAUGCUGAUACACAUUGUACUAUCCAAAGAUAUUUAAAAUUAAUACAAAAACGCGCUUCUGGUGAACUUUUGACAACUGCUGCUUGGCUGAGAAAAGAAGUCACUUUGCAUCCUGAAUAUAAGCAUGAUGCUGUAAUAACGCAGCGCAUCAAUUAUGAUUUACUAAGAAAAAUCCAUAGCAUUGUUUCCAAUGAUAUAUCAUGUCCAGAAUUACUCGGACAAUGUGUAUCAUCUAAAACUACUGAUACCAUACCUGCUGCUGUUGCUAAAGCAGAAAAGUGUUCAGCAACAAAUUGUUAACGAUGACUAUGUCGAAACAUUUCAGAUCCCACCAUAAGCGCGACGUGUGACGAUUUCAAAACAAUGUUUGGAGAUGUUUCAACGUAAUCCAGAUGAAUUUUUGCGUCGAUUCAUUACUGUAGACGAAAUAUGGAUCCAUUACUUCACACCGAGACGAAAGAAUAAUCAAAAAAACAAUGGACUUCACCGGAACCAAUUCUGAAGAAGGCGAAGACCAUAAAAUCGAACGGAAAGGUGAGGCCAUAAUUUUUUGGGAUGCACGCAGUAUAAUUUAUAUCGAUUAUCUUCCAUCGAAGCAAACAAUCAAUAACAAUUACUAUGUAGUCUUAUUGGACCGUUUCAACAACAUUUCAAAGAAAAAAACGUUCCCAUUUGACGAAGAAGAAAGUGCUCUUCCAUCAAGACAAUGUACACGUACCCGACACCGAUGGCCAAAUUCAACGAAUUCUAUUAUGAAUUGCUUCCCCAUCCAGCAUAUUCGUUAGAUUUAGUUCCCUGCGACUAUUUUCUGUUUCCAAACUUAAAGAAAUGGUUCGGAAAGAGAUUCACCAGAGAGCAAUUCAUCGCCGAAAUAAAGGCUUAUUUUGAAGACAAAUCAUAUUACUCGGACGGCUUGAAAAAGUUGGAUCAAGUGUAUCGAGCUGAAAGGAGACUAUGUUGAGAAAUAAAAAUGAAUCGAUCAAAAAAAAUGUGUUUUACUAUGUUUUUUUAAAACUUAUUGACUUGCCUUCGUAUAAGUACGAACAAAACUUACAGAAUUAAAUUUU
Molecule: messenger RNA, 2063 nt
Organism: Atta colombica
Lineage: Eukaryota; Metazoa; Arthropoda; Insecta; Hymenoptera; Formicidae
Gene: Gclc
Product: glutamate--cysteine ligase catalytic subunit
Exons: 6
Coding region: 112-1296 (394 amino acids)
Biological process (GO): glutathione biosynthetic process
Cellular component (GO): glutamate-cysteine ligase complex
Molecular function (GO): glutamate-cysteine ligase activity
Source: RefSeq, a predicted model, not a curated record